AGAGAAUCUCUCAUGUGACAGAUUAGUUUGUUGAAUCACCUUAAAGCCCGGAACAUCUCCAAAUUAGGUAAGUCCAAAAGUAGAAUAAAUCCACCUUCAUUGAUCGAUUCCAUCGAAUCAAAGAAUAAAUUGGCUUCUUUUUCAAUGAAUAUGUUGCCAAAGUACUUCAAGCCUGCGCUUUGCGUUUUUAAGUCUCGCUCGACUAAAACCUCGACUAAAUCUGUUGAUUAUCGUCGCGAGCUUGCUUGGAGUGGCAAUCACUAGCUUAUACCUGUAUCUACAAAACGUCCUCGAUAUAGCAACAGAGGAUCGCCACUGAAGUUCAAUGCAGAGUUUAUUGUUUAAAUAAGAAUUGCAAAAACAAAUUAUCCCUGAGUAAUCUUUUCAUCAAAACAGAGGCGGGGUGUGGCAUGCAAGUGCAAUGCACGUUUGAACGUGAACAAGUCUUUGCGGUUGUAAUGCACACAACUGCGCUAAACCAAUGGGGAAAGAAGGAAAACCAACUGACUGUGCGCAAUUAUUGAUUGAAAGUACAUCAUAUUCUAUACCUUACCUUGCCAACUAUAACCUGAUAAAUUUGCCACUCCAAAUUCACAUUCUUGCCAAAGGAAUCAUGCAUGGCCUAAUGGUUUUAGAAUAGUGGGGGUGCGGUUAAUUGGAACCGACGAUAGUGAAAGUAACUAAAAAUUAAUUAACUUUGCUCUGUUAUUUUCCAUUAGAAACGAAAAAAGUGGCUAAACAAAUAAAGUUUCCACGAUGCGUGUUGAAAUAUAUCUGAAGUAAGGCGGCUACAAAUGAAUGAGAAGUCAGUAGCACAUUCACUGAGAUUGCCUCUACAUAAUUAGUGAAUUGCUAGUUCUGACUCCUUCCUAACUGUUUGCACAAUUUCCAAAUAAAUAUGCUAUCACUGAGUGGAAUCAGAUCACGCGAUAUCUAAUUAAUCUGACUUAUGAUACCAAGAGCUAUUCUACCAUAAACAGUUUUUUGGUCUGUUUCAUUAUCGUGAGCCUUGCCUGAGAAAACCUCUGUUUACUUCUUGAAAGCGCUGAAGGGGAAACAUCCGUCUCGCUUCACAAAACAUACCAGUUGAAAAUGCCCGGUACACCAAAUUAUUUCUCUCCGUUUACUUGUCUUCGAUGUUUGGUCUGGAAUUUGCUGAAAUUCUUUUUUUUAGUUUAAGUUAACUGGCGUGUCAGCGUGUUUACAGCCUUUUAUUUUGUCGAUGACGAUCGAUAUUAUAAGUAAACAGAAUCAACUGUCCAUGAACUCUUAUUAAAAAUGAUAGUCAUCGGCGCCCCUGAAUCGACUUCUACCUUUUAUUUUACUUUUCAUUCCUCAAUAUUUCCUUUGUUGUUUUCGUCAAACACUCUAUCCCCGUUAACCUGUAGGUGUAAGAUUAGUGGCCAGCUAGUUUUGGUGGAGUAAGCCUUCAAUCAGCUAUAAACGAAGUUUCUCGUACUUCUAAUGUUCAGUUCACAAGUAAGAAAUAGCAUUUCAGCUUAGCAAAGAUUCAAAAGGAAUGAUUUCAACAGAUAGGAGGGCUAAGACAAGCACCCACCGAUUUUAGACCUUAUGCAGUGAAUGCCUUAUCUCCAUAUGGUCACACUGAAAUGUCGAGAAAUGACUCUUGUCUAUUGAAUUAUUCAAAAAGAUCUAAAUGCAUAGCUUUAGACAAGAAGCAAACAACCAGAAAGUCUUCAUUUUCAUUAUCAUUACUAUCAGAUCGUGAGUACUCUACUGUGACAAAAACGGUAUUUGAGCUUCACCUGAAACAAUAACGAACGUUCUCAAAAAUACCUUGCUUCAGGCGCUUUAAAUAUUGAUGGUCGACAAUUGCGCGUCUGUUUUCCUUUCAUAGCUCAGUGUGUUUUCCAAAUUAGAGAUGAUAAAAAGAAUGGAUUUUCAAUGCGCACUACGUUUACCCUAUUCUAAUGAUAAAGUUUUAAUUUCCUCUAACAUUCCCUAGGAAUAGUUGGUGACGUUGUUUGUUUGCAGUCUUUGUCAGAAGCAUUUCAGUUGUACAACGGCUCAAUUAUCUUCCCUUCUUAUCCUCAAAUUAAUUGUUUUCAAGCAACUGAUCACGGGUAGGAUUGAUUAAAACUCUUUGUCACAGUCGAACAAAAAGAAAGAAACUCUCAUUUUUUUGAUAUCAGAUUAGUUUGUUCAUUCACCUUGACAGGACCUGACCUUGAAGGAGGAGCAUCUCCAAAUCAGUCUCUAAAGGUAAGUCCACUAAAUUUGAGUACACCCGCUUCGAUUUUUCAUUCCACAGAUUCAAAAGGCAUGUUGCCAUACGAAAUUCAGGCCCGCUUUGUGUGUUUUUAAUUCCUGCCACUUUGCAAUACCGUGACCAUUGCCACGAGCUUACCGAGAGUGGCAAUCACUAGCUUAUGCCUGUAGCUACAAAAUAUCCUCAAGAUAGCAACAGAAAGAACUGUCCAAUUCAUUGCAGAGUUUACAGUGUGAAUAAAAAGUUGAAAAAAGAAUUGAUCAGAGUAAGUAUUCCAUCAAAACAGUGGCAUGCAAGUGCAAUAUUCAAUAUGCGGUUGUGUCAACAAAGUUGAGCUAAACAAUUAAAGGGGCUGUGUCACGGUAGUCCAGUUCAUUUUGUUUAAUUUUGCCAAUCACUCGCCCUCAAUCGCUAUGGAACUUAAAGUAAGCAAAGAAAUUACAGGUAAAUGACAAAAUCAAAGAUCCGAGACAAACAAAUAUGUCUCCUGAGCAUUAUUUUUGAAGUUGCAAGCAGCAGGGAUCAACUUUGAAAAACUGUUGGGCUGAACAGUUUUCAAAAACCCUAAUUUCAAUCCGUUGCAAUCUUCUUCAGUUUUGCCCACCUGUGACAUCUGUUGUUUCUGUUAUGUUAUUUUAACCCUCCUUUAGAGUUUAAGUGGUUAUCUUUAUGUUUCUCUUAAUUAAACGGGCAUUUUGUAAUUUCCUAAUUUGGCUGAAUUUCGUGACACAGCUCCUUUAAUACAGUAGUGCGGCAGGUUAACGAGCAAAAACCAGCUGAUUUCCCGCAGUUAGAUUAGAGCAGAACUUAGUAGUUAUUCACUGACAGUAUAGUGCACUGCACCCCGUUUUUUGCCAAACAAAAUAAUUUAUUUGACUCACAUUCUUGCCAAAGAAAUCUAGCAUGACAUGGUUAUAGAGUCAUUAUAAGUAAUUAACGAAGGAAGGUCAUCAGUUAAUCUGAACUGACUGAGAGCAAUCUAACUGUUCUAUUAUUUUCCAUUCAAAAUAGCAAAAUCUGAUAAAGUUUCCACGAAGGGUAUUGAAAUGCAUCGGUAGUCAAGCUAUUACAAAUGAGAAGUACAUUCUUUAAAUUUGCCUUAGUUAAGUUAAUUUACAUGAAAAAAGGAACUGUCAGUCGUGUCUUCUCCCUGUGUUUGUACACCUCCAAAAACAAUUUUCAAAUAAAUCUGGUGCCACUAAGUGGAAUCAGAUCACAAUGUCCAAUCUCUGUUACCCCUGCAAAGUCUUAUGAUAUCAAGAGCCUUUCUAUAAACACAGCUGUUACUAGGUCUGGCGGUUUGGUUCUCGUGACCCUAGCCUGGAAAAAGCCAACCUUUGUUUGGCUCUUGAAAACGCUGAAGGGGAAACCACCAUCUUGCGCUACAAAACAUUUUUUCCGCCUCCAAAUUAUCUGGUUGUUACUAAAAACAGUUUGAAAGUGUCCCUACACUCAAGUUUUUUUCUCCGAUAAUCAACUACAGUUCAGAAUUUCAUGAAAUCUCCUUUUAAGUUGAUUGACGCGUUAACGUUUUUCUAUUUUCCCAGUUGGAAAUGAUCAAAAGAAUGGAUGCUACAGUUAAAGAGCAACUUUAACUAGGAUUUUUAAUGCACUCCAUCUUUGACCUCAUUCUAAAGAUUCAACUAUAAUUGUCUUUAUACCCCACUGAGACGAGUGGGUAACGGUGUUUGAAAUAGCGUAUGCGCGUUUCCACAAGGACUUGCGUUCCAGCGACUACAAAUUAAGGGAUCUUGAGAUGUUAAGAAAUCGGAAUUGAGGAUUAAGGAGUUUUGAGGUAGCAUGUCUAACAUCUUGCUAGGGCGUGGAUUGAACUCAAGGCCUCGGGAAUUCAAUUCCAGCACUCGAACCACUCGGCCACGCUGCCCCUAAAAGGUCUUCCCAUGCAGGCAGAUGUUUCCCUUUACAAAUUAAUCAUCAUGGUCGCAGUCAACUAGGUUAGUAACCUAAAUUCCGGAUCACUAGCAAUGACGUUUCUAAAGCAUUUUACUACAUAUUUCGUCGCCCCUUCUUUCUUCCCCGAGAUCUCCAAGGAUGCCAUGGUACUCACUUCGUUGAAGUAGAUGUUUUAAUUAGCAAAUUCCCAUUUCAUCUUUAUUUCCUCUUCCGGCAAUUCACAUUAAGUCCUCUCCUCUUUUUUUUUCGACCAAUUCCGUAGCCAUGGCCGGUCAGAAGACCUUGCAAUUGUUCAUUCUUUUUAUGGUCCUGAUCCUUUUGAUGGAAGAAGCAAAGCUUAUCGAUGCUCGGCGUGUUAGAAGCAGGAAGAGAAGGUCCAAUUACAAGCCCAAAAAGCCGUCGAUAACAGAACUGGCAAAGAAAGUGCAAGAACUGGAGGACAGACUUGCUGAAAUCGAGGAGUGUAAACGUAAGAGUGAUAUCCUACACUAGAACACCCGACGCCUUAGUCUAAAUUAUUAGUUAUACUGAACAACUGCUUUUGAUGAAGAGGACAUCCAUUUUCUCAUGCAUCUAAAAAAUAACCAACCCCUAUUCAGUGUCAAGCUAAGAGUACGGGGAAUUUUUUUUUUUUUUCAUUUAAGACCAUUUUUUUAAUCAUCCAUUGUCAAAAGGAAUAUAAAUCAAGCAGGGCGCUCGGAUGAUACACAAUGCGGAGAACUCUUAAAUCUUCUUAAAAUUGUCGAGGGUUGCUCUUUGUUGACUGGUUGUGAAACAUGACUUACCCAUUGCACUAAAUUUCAUGCACUUUCAUUUGAGUUGUUGAUGCUUUCUGGAAUUGUCCAGUCAUUAUUUAGACAAGGAGAUUUCUGUUUGUCUUUCAUUGGCAGCUUGUGAAAACGAAGAACCACAACAAUCGCCGAAAGCGUUUCUUUUCCCUGAUAAAAAGAAGACUGACUAUAUUGACGCUGGCACAUUGGAUAAGGACCUUAAUGCUUUGACCGUUUCUCUCUGGAUAAAAACCGAUGACACGAGCAAAGUGGGUUACAUCAGUUAUGCAAACAAGGAUCACCAGAACGCGUUCGUUCUGUAUAACCCAAAUAAUAAACUGGCCUUGAUCUCGGGAUACUAUCAUUCAGGGUAAUAGCUUCUUUCUUCUCUGUCAAGAGAAUCAUAUUCACUUCUUUUGCGGAAGUGAUGUAAUUUUUGAAUGGGCGGGAUUUGACGGCACGGUUUUGCGGGCGUCCAUUUAGUAGAACUGUUCCCUAAAUACAAGUUUGUUUUCCUUAGAUGAUAAAAUAUUGCAAGAAACGUUUAAAAUACGCUGAGCUACUCGUCUUCUUAAUAAAGGGUGUCCGCAUAAUAUAGGGUCCGUUUUAAAUACAGGUUUCACUGUAACUGAUAUUUGGGUAAGGAUUCAGAGUUGAAGAAAUCCAACGGGAUGACAAGAUUGAAGAACCCUAUCGGGUACCUUGGAUUAGAUGAUAAUGUUAUUAUCAUCAUCAUCCUUAUCAUCAACAUUAUCAUCAUCAUAAUCAUUUUUAUUAUUAUUAUUAUUACCAUUACAGCGAUACAGGUGUGACCAUUACAGAUGGAAUUUGGCAUCAUGUUUGCGUCACACUGGGAAAUGAUGCGUUCGAGUUGUAUUUUAAUGGCGAUUUGAAGGCUUCAACGACAGCAGACGGUCAGUACAUGUAUGUUCGUUUAAUUCACGAUUCCGAGGAAAUUAGCAACUAUCGCUGUUAGUACUUGUAAAACGAGUUUUUUGUUUUAGAUAAUUAUUUAUACUUUCUUGUCCAAGGUUUUUUUGUUUUAAAACUAGCUUACACAGCCAGCUCUGCGUUCCUUUUCCCCCCCUGUCAAAUAUUGCUUUGGAAAAUGGAAAACGACCUUAGUUUAAAAAAAAAGAAAAAUACGUGGAAUGGAUAGCGUAGGAGGGAAAGCAUUAAGUAAUUGUGUUAAAGGUUUAUUUAUUGCCACAAUCGCCUUAUGCACGAGUUCCUCUGCCAUUUCAAUCAGUGAUUUCAGAUUGCAAAUUUGAACAAUGAAAGUCUUUUCAAAACAAAUCCAUUUAUAGCUGCACUUUUCAAUAAACUGUGAUAAUUGUGCGGUGCUAGACGUAUUUUAAACUGCGUGCAUAGCAGUUCCACCAUAAUACAUGAUUAUUUAACAAUUAUUUAACACAUGUAAGCUGUUUUGUGUUCCACAGCGUUUAAUAACUACUGAAGUUACAGUCAUUUUUCAGCAAUGCAUUAUGACGAAGACAAGUUAUCAAGAAAGUAAUUAAUACACUCUAAUAAGCGCCUUCCUCUUAUGUACACCUCUCUCUAAAAGUCCCCAGCCUAGCAAAACUGAAGAAAUGGAAUAAGCUACCCAUGGGACUAAAUGGAGGAAGGAGGGUAUAUCAUUUUUGUUACUUUAUUUUACAAUGAUAACCCUCUGUGUUCAAGUAAGGCCUCCCUCUUGACGGCAAGUGAAUGGUCUCUUUUUUCAAUUCCUUUUGCGUUUUAGGAAUUUUCAUCAGAAAAGGUGGAAAGCUGAUUUUUGGGCAAGACCAGGAUUGUGUAGGGGGUUGUUUCGAUCAAGUUCAGAGUUUUCAGGGUGAAAUGACGGGAAUCAAUAUCUGGGACCACGUGAUUACAAAAGAAGAAAUAUCUGCGUUGGCCGAGUCCUGCACCGUUGGGAAGGGGAACUUGCUAAACAUGGAUGGCCUGGGUCAAGAUCAAGCUAAAGGAGGAGUGAAGCUUAUUGACUCCACCUGCAAAAAGCCACAAAAAGUUCUUAUCAACGGGGAAUACGCCUAUAUUUAAAGCAGUGGAAUGCAAAUUCAAAGAAAUCUGUUUUAGCCCUCAACUAAAAAUUAGGAUGUUUAGUUAAGGUAAAAAAAAACACUGCAAAACCGUGUACGAACAAUCUUGCUCAACGUCAUAUUAGUAAGUUCAAGUGUGAGGCUAAUUCCCCUCCUUAACACGUUAAACCUUAAUAUUCUUGCACUUUUGUCUAAGCCAUUUUCUCUCCCUUUUUUUAAUACAAAUCAACUGCAGCAAUUUCUUUUCGCAAAGUUGCCUAAAUGUUCAACUUGAGAAAAUUUUCUUUAAAUAGGAAGCUUGAGUUCUUUUUUUAGCCUCAGAAAACAGCCUACAUUUUGCGAAGCCCCCAUCGGUUUCCAGCAAAAUGACGUAAGAAAUCUCCUUCUGAUGAAGUGUCACAUGACCCAGAUCUGGGUAAUGCUUCUGAUUGGCAGAAAUUACCAAGAUCAGUUUAGAUUUUUUUUGCGCUCGUUCGGAAUACGUCAUUUCUUGGAGAAACUAGUGAUGGCGUCACUAAAUGUCGGCUGCACUGUUCUCCCAUACUAGGUCUUUUUUGCAUUAAGCGAAGACAAAUAAUGUCAUUUAGAGUGAAAAAAGAUCAAAAGAAGUGAUGAUUUGUUGAUAAUUCCAUUUGGUGUGUAAUUAAUGUUCUAAUGAAGGAUUGCGCUAAACAUUUUUGACGUUUUAAAUAAAUCAUUGAAAGUGAAUGAUAUAGCAGAUAAUUGUGCAAAAACCAGCAUGUAAUUUUUACUAUCAAAAUCACUGUGUAAUCAAACUUAAAAGUCAUGAGAAUAAAGGGAAUGAUAUUAGUUAUCUUAACACAGUAAAAAACACGGAUAAGAAAUGACGUUUCG
Porites lobata is the source of this 7808-nucleotide messenger RNA. The record is from the annotation of a GenBank genome assembly. NCBI's taxonomy places the organism in Eukaryota, Metazoa, Cnidaria, Anthozoa, Scleractinia, Poritidae.